Sabethes cyaneus is the source of this 5917-nucleotide messenger RNA. It is a transcript of the gene foxo, whose product is annotated as forkhead box protein O. The transcript has 11 exons. The record is from RefSeq and is a predicted model, not a curated record. Lineage: Eukaryota; Metazoa; Arthropoda; Insecta; Diptera; Culicidae. Bases 2049 to 3743 code for a protein of 564 amino acids. Gene Ontology annotation, molecular function: DNA-binding transcription factor activity, RNA polymerase II-specific; RNA polymerase II cis-regulatory region sequence-specific DNA binding. Gene Ontology annotation, biological process: regulation of transcription by RNA polymerase II. Gene Ontology annotation, cellular component: nucleus.
GUUGAGGACUUUGCAUACGGUUUCCUUUGAUCGCCACGAGGUCGCGCCAUAUCUUAUAGGAAGAAUAUAUACAUUUUCAAUUUUGUGCGUAUGUUACGAGGAUUAAAUCGAGUUCCUCGCCUUACAGUUUAGUCCUUUCGGGCUCGUGAAGGAUUCAAAUGAUAGCAGGUCGCGCUCGCUGCUGUGCCCGAGUGUGCGGAGUGUUUGAUGCUAUUUAUUUGCUGGCCAUUUUUGUGUGAUAUUUUGCUUUCAAAUAUUAAAUGCCAACCUGAAGGAAAAAAAACGAGGUGAUGUGAUAGUACACAUUCUCAGUUCGAGAAGAAAUAAAACUCGCGCGAUGAGUUGUCCCCGGUGUGUUGGUGCUUUGACCACUUGUUUGAUUGUGUGCGGUUUUUAAGCCAUGUUACUUAAGUGCCGCGAAUACGAAAGAUAGAGUGUUUGCGUAAAACUCAUCGUGAGUCGCGGAUCUGUGUGUAGAGAAAAAUUUUCCAUAUACAAACAUCGGUGGUCUUCUUUUUAUUUGCGUGAAUUUUUCUUCCUUGACACUGUCCUGAUAUAAUUACUUUCCGAGUGUAGUGUGCUUCCCGAAUGAAUUCAACGUCUAAAGGCAUCGACAGACAAACGAAGAGAUAAUAUACGGCAACGAUAAGCCAUGUCGUCGGUGUAUUUGUUAUCCAUUGAGGUUUAUUAUCAGUGUUCCAAUCCAACAUUUGUAUUGCGAUGUGUACUGUACCGGCAAUGGUAUUCGGGAGAAAUGAAACGCAAUAUACUCAUAUGAGUUAUAGGAAACAGCAGUUUUGUGCCAGAUUGAUUUUGGUUCAAACAAUGUGCCAAGUUAACUCUUUUCCGGGUUGUCCCAUCGAUAGGAGAUAACAGAACGAGUGCACAUAUGCUACAUAUUGUCUGACCAGCGAACGUCACCACAAGUCGAUCUUUAUUGAGAGGCCAUUACCAGCAACGAUUCACUAAACUAGCAGCGAGAGAUAGCGCGCGAUCACCACCACAUGAACAAGUGAAUUAAUUCCAAUGUUUCCUCGUUUGCCUCCUCCAAGCAUGACCGACGGACGCUAUUGCCAUUACCUCCACCUGCGUCUUCGGUAGGCCUAUACCGUGUAGAAUCUUGUAGUCCAUUUUUUGAUACGCUCAACUCGAAUCUCCUCUAGUGGCGUGGCAGUGUCCACCAACACGAAAGCGAAGAUCAGAAUAAUUUGAACGUUUGAGACAUUUAUUUGAUAUUAUAAUUUUAACUAUUCAGAAACGAGAAGUCGAACUAGCUUGGCUCAAACUAGCCAGACUGUUUGAAUAUUCUGAUCAGCAGCAGCAAUAUAAAUGCGACUAGGAAAUUACUGACGGCUGCGGUUCAGCUGUUGGCAGCGGCCCAUGUCCGUUCACAAUUUGAAGUGCCUGUGUACGAAAUCAGCUCCGACUAUCAUCAAGCCAAUUGCUCACCCAAAUGUGGAGCGUAAUUGAAAUUAAUGAUCGAUUGGGGUCCGGUUGGAUCAACCAAGGUGGGCUAAAAAUAUCGGAAUGAAUUAGUAACACAGUUCAAAACAAUGAUGAUAGAAUCACAAAGUGGCAAAAUAUAGAAACAGAACGAAAGGCACCUUCUUCUAGUGCUUAUUACGUUUUCGAUUUUACCGGCGUGUUUGGGAACAGUUGCUGUGACGUAAUUGUGUCUGCUAGCUGACAAUCUCGGUUUAGUGAAUCUACAAAUCGGACUAGAUCGUGCCACUAGAUUACGGAAGUGAUUUUUUAUAUGAAUUCAUUAGCUUUUACGGAAAAAACUGUGAUUGCGUGAGUGAAAAUUUGAAACACCUAAUUACAAUUCGUAUCAAAAUAAACGGUUGUGAAAGAGUGAGACGGUGACGGGACGAAGAAAGUUUACAAUCAUUUCGCGACAAGUGAAUGUGCUAACAUACAUUACGGUACACUCACACCCGAAUACGUGCGAAUAUUCGUAUUUCGUGCCUCGUUGGAAGGCAGCUCCAAUCGUGCGGUAAUACUGUAAACACAGCCAAGCUCUCGGUAGGGGCACGCAGGGUUAGAAGAUGGAUUCCUUUGGAUCACCCUGGCCGGCAUCGUCGCGCGAUGGCCUUGAAGGUCUGUCGAAUGACGGUGUUCCGAUGGAUGCCCUCACCGAACUGCAAGAUGGAGCCUUCGAACCUCAGACACGUGCCCGAUCCAACACAUGGCCUCUGCCAAGGCCGGAGAACUUUGUCGAACCGGAAGUGGAAUCCGAAAGCAAUAAGUGUAGUAAUCAGCAGUUGGCAAGUACUGGUACCAAUGCAAAUCAACCGCAAUCAGUGUCGUCCACCACGAAGAAAAACUCUUCGCGCCGUAACGCUUGGGGUAACCUGUCGUACGCUGAUUUAAUUACACAAGCAAUUAGUUCAGCAGGUGAUAACCGACUAACGCUCAGCCAGAUCUAUGAAUGGAUGGUGCAGAAUGUGCCAUAUUUUAAAGAUAAGGGAGACUCCAACAGCAGUGCAGGAUGGAAGAACUCGAUCAGACACAACCUAUCGCUGCACAAUCGAUUCAUGCGAGUACAAAACGAAGGAACCGGCAAGUCAUCCUGGUGGAUGCUGAAUCCAGACGCGAAACCGGGCAAAUCGGUACGCCGGAGAGCGGCCUCGAUGGAAACGUCCAAGUACGAGAAGCGCCGCGGCAGGGCUCGGAAGCGAGUCGAAGCUAUCCGACAGCAGGCGGCUUUGGGACUUGCAACUAACGCUUUAAACGAUGCCACUCCGUCGCCCAGCAGUAGCAUAAGUGAAAACUUGGACGCGUUUCCGGACAGUCCCCGGCAGAGUACCUUUCAACUGUCCCCCGACUUUCGGCAACGUGCCUCGUCGAAUGCGAGCUCAUGCGGUCGCUUGAGCCCGAUCCAGUCUAUAGUAGGAAUCGAUAACACGUGGACCUAUCCGCCGGAUCUGGCAGAACUGGCAGACCCUACGGAGAGUGGUCAGAUCGUCGAAACGGAGGUCACCCCCCAGGGGCAAUCCCAACUGGAUCAACUGGCCGGAUCAUUUGCGGAUGAACUUACACUGCAGCAGACUGAUUUCUUCAAAGGGUUCAACCAAGCAACGACGCUUCACAGCCAACCUCCACCACCAUAUCAGCCACCGCAGCCGUACUCUUUGCAUGCGACGGUGGCCCAACCAUUCGGUUUCCAGCAGCAGCAGAGCCACUGUCCGAUUCACCGCCUGCAACAGUGUACCUGUAUGCUACAAAACAAUGCCCGCGAGAGCAUGUCGCCCGCGUCCGGAACCGGCAUGUCACCGUCGUAUCCCCAUAGUGAACCGUCGCCGGAUUACGCCAUGCUGGUGGGAGCACGUGUGAUACAGCGAACGCCAUCGACCAGCCCUCCGUUGACACCAAACACCGUUUGCGGUAUGGUGACGACGCAUCAGAAUGACAAUACUCCGCAAACGUUAAUGGGCCAAUUUAUGGAGGCGUUAAAUAAUCAAACAAAUAUAGACGAUAUAAACAUCAACUUGGAGUCUUUUCCCGGCGGAUUGGAGUGCAACGUUGAUGAAGUGAUAAAACACGAGCUUAGUAUGGAAGGAUCGCUGGAUUUCAAUUUCCCAAUUUCGAACCACAGCACCUACACACCAACCAAUAGUUCUAACUCGCAGGAUUCGACAAUCAGUGCAAUAGCCGCAACACCGAACCAGGCAACCGCACCGCUGCCCCACGGUCAGUACACAGCCCGGACGAGCGUCACACCACCGUCCUGGGUUCACUGAGGGUGGCUGUGAAUUGGAGCGUACUUGAUGGAUUCGCUUCUGCGAACACGAUGUACAUCCAAUGGCUAAGCAAAUUGGCGUUCUAAUUGCAAUCGUGCGCCAGAACAGGUAGCAGCUUCCGUCGCUUUGAGCCGAGCUCAUGAGAACGGACCCUCGACAUUGGCCUCUAUCGAAUUACAUAAACUAUCCCUAGAUACUGGAAAGUGCAGAGAAGUAUCGCCACGAUUAACAUAUAUUCCUAUAGCAGUUUUCCUCCCGGUUUUUUUUUUGUCGGUUUUUGCUAAACAAACAUUUCUUUAUUUUAAGAAUCAAACAAUAUAGCAGUGCAGUGUGGGAACGGGUGGGUAUGUUUUUAUAAAUCAAAGUUUGAUACAAAUGUUAGCAGUUCUAAAAUUCAGGAGAUUUUUUUGACAGCAUUCACAUGUGGAAUCUAUCGGUCUUAUGCUGCCACCGCAAACAAAGCUAUAAACUAUUAUUAACAAUUUUUCACAAACGCAACUAAGUUUUUAUUUUAUUUACUAACCUGCAAAAUUCAAUUAGAACACACCGGGAGGAACUUUGUGUCAAGUACAUAGCAAAACUCCAGUAAAGAAACAAAUAAAAUCAGGCCUGCAUUGCCGAAAAGAACAGAUUGAUAGGUAACCGUUUAAUAUGUAGCGAAAAUUUUAUCUGAUAGCAGUUUUUGCAGUAGGACUCACUAAGACAAAUAACGAAACAUAGCGCUGUUUUAUGUUUAAGCAAAACUACAUUGGUUUGUAUGCUAAGUGACUAGGUUUAACAAUUUUUCUGUUGUUUCGUUUAAAAACAUUGCUUAACAUACGCUCUAGAUUAGUUGUUGAAUUUUGUUAGGAGCCGUUGAACUAUUCUUUCUACAACUAAUCAAAUCUAUAGUGAUAUUACAGUUAGGCUCGGCAAGUAGAUGGUGCUUUUCUUUUACUUUCGGAAAAAUAAAAGCCCCGCCAAAGGAAAAACGCAACAGGUGGUUCAUUAUGUUUGGCACGUCCCACUGCACACAGUGGGCGGUGGAACACGAUGUUGCAGGUUUAGCCGUCGCACAAACCAACUCCUGCACGCGGCAGUUUGCUCUGGUUUACCAGCAUGCUGUCAGUGCCAGCUUUUUUGCUCAACAGUACAUACCUGCCGCCAUCUUUCGUUCAACGCUUCGCUUCGUAGAAAGCUCACAACGCGAUUAGCAAGCAGAUAAAAGCUGUAGUCGUUAUCGUUACGGAAAUUGGGGUUCUGCUUUACAUUAUUAUAGAAUAAUCAGUGCCAUUUAAUGAAUCUUGUAUGAAUUUCAAUCUUCACUCUAAUGCUCUUCGAAGAAAAAUAGCAGCACUUCGCAAAAGAGAAUAACAAUGUAAAUACAGUUCGAUCGUUAGCAAUUUGUACAUAUAGUUACCAAAUAUGAAUACUAUUAAAACAUAAACCGGUAAGCCCCUCCCUAAUCAUAGAAGAUUGCCGAUCAAAUCCUGUCUAAAAUGAGUCAAUUUUUACUUUUUUGAUGCAUCGUUCGAGAGCGUUUUGAUUGCGGAAGAAUGAAAUUAUUAGAAUAAACACACACAUUUGGCGGUAACAUUGUUUCAAUCAAAAACUGUACAUAUAAAGGAAAGAUAGGUGGCAACAUUUGAUCGUACGCUAAUGUUUAAUAAACAAGUGGUUAGUAGUGGUAACAAAAAAAUGUAUAUUCAUAGUAGAAAGCUUAGUAUGUUAGGCACUUAACACUAAGAAAUGUAAGGCGAUUAAUUGAGUAUAGAAAAACUGAAAUUCACAUACAGACACCCACAAAAACUAAUUCGAUACAUCUUCAAAGUUGAUAGAACAAACUGAUCUUUGAUGACCAAGGAAUAUCGUGAAAUUGAAUGUGUUCGUUAAAUUAAUUUUAAAUUCCAUUUUUACUUUUGUGGAUCCUUUUCUAGCGAUGGCCUGUGUGGUCAAAAAAAUGAAAAACUACCGGAAAUAAACAACAUUGUCGAUGAGAGAAAAAAAAAAUUGUUAGACACGAUUGAGCAUGAAAUGGCUUAGAAGCGAAUUUGCUAAUUUCUUGAAUGAAGUUAAAAAUGCUGACGGUAAUUUGUGGAGAAAUUGUUGCUUCGUACAAAUUAAUUUAUACUGCAGAAAAAUUAAAAACAGUAACAUUGAUUUUGGGUUUGUUAAACAAAUUGGAACAAUAAGAA